Molecule: messenger RNA, 656 nt
Organism: Hippoglossus stenolepis (Pacific halibut)
Lineage: Eukaryota; Metazoa; Chordata; Actinopteri; Pleuronectiformes; Pleuronectidae
Gene: rps14
Product: ribosomal protein S14
Exons: 5
Coding region: 160-615 (151 amino acids)
Biological process (GO): ribosomal small subunit assembly; translation; maturation of SSU-rRNA from tricistronic rRNA transcript (SSU-rRNA, 5.8S rRNA, LSU-rRNA)
Cellular component (GO): cytosolic small ribosomal subunit; ribosome
Molecular function (GO): small ribosomal subunit rRNA binding; structural constituent of ribosome; mRNA 5'-UTR binding
Source: RefSeq, a predicted model, not a curated record
GAGUUGAUGUUAAAAUGUGUGAAGGAGUCGCUGAUGUUCCCCUGUGAGACCACGUGGCGGCAGUAGCUGCUUCCGGCGCUGGAACUCGUCAUCUUCUGCGCCGGAAGAGGAAAUUCUUUCUUUUCUGUGUCAGAGUGAAGAAGAGACGCAGCUCGAACAAUGGCUCCUCGUAAAGGGAAGGAGAAGAAGGAGGAGCAGGUGAUCAGUCUUGGUCCUCAGGUCGCUGAAGGAGAGAACGUUUUUGGCGUCUGUCACAUCUUCGCCUCCUUCAACGACACCUUCGUCCACGUCACCGAUCUCUCCGGGAAGGAGACGAUCUGCCGUGUGACCGGUGGGAUGAAGGUGAAGGCUGACAGAGAUGAGUCCUCUCCGUACGCCGCCAUGUUGGCGGCUCAGGACGUCGCUCAGCGCUGCAAAGAGCUCGGAAUCACAGCACUGCACAUCAAGCUGAGGGCGACCGGCGGAAACAGGACAAAGACUCCAGGUCCUGGAGCUCAGUCUGCUCUCAGAGCGCUGGCUCGGUCCGGCAUGAAGAUCGGACGCAUCGAGGACGUCACUCCGAUCCCGUCGGACUCGACCCGGAGGAAGGGCGGACGUCGUGGUCGCCGUCUGUAGACUGCAGGAAGUUUUCUGAUAAUAAAAAGAUUAAAGUCAAA